AUGGGAUCUCUUCGAAGAUCAUUUAGCAGAAGCAGUACAAGACCCUUUUUGGCCAACUUGGAGCUCUUUCUCUUGCUCCUGUCGCUCCUCAGCCUCUGCGGGGGAGCGGCCGAAGGUGCAGAUCGCAGGAAAACAUUCAAGGUCGGCGUGAUUCUCGAUCUAGACUCGAGCCUCGGCAACCAAAUGCGCAUGGCGAUCGAAAUCGCAUGCCAAGACGCCAACAACAGCUCGUCAGGAAGUUAUUACAUGAAGCCACAUUACGUGAACUCUCGCGCAAACCCGCUUCGAUCAAUUUCGGCAGCUGAAAAGCUGAUAAGGAAGAAGGUGCGAGUUAUUAUUGGCUUAGAGACAUGGCAGGAAGCGACUUUAGUUGCCGAGAUCGCUGAUCAUUCUCAGGUACCAGUGAUAUCCUUUGCGGCAAACCACGUACCGCCAACAUUACCGUGGCAAACUAUGUGGCCCUCACUGUUUAGCAUGAGUACCGACUUAUCCGACCAAAUUAGAUGCAUCGCAGAUAUAGUUGGUUCUUAUAACAGACAAAGAGUCACUAUAAUAUAUGAGGCGGAGGCAUAUGAUACUGUCUACUCUGAGCUGUCGAAUUCUUUAUCGGUAGAGCUCGACAAGAUUGGAUCCAAGAUAGAGGACCGGGUGAUUCUUCGAGCCUUUUCAUCUUCGCCAAGCGGAGGAAAGUCUUUCGAAGAGAGAUUAGUGAAGCUGAAGGGCAAGGCAUCCCCAAUAUUCAUUGUCCUAGGGUUAUCAUCUCGUGCGAGUGGCCAUUUUCUCCAAGAAGCGCGGAAGAUAGGACUCUUCAAUGGAGAUUCAGUAUGGAUAUUUGCUGAAAAACCAUUCAACAAUCUCUUAGCUUCAGUAGAACAUUCAAUAAUCUCAACCACCAUGGAAGGCGCAAUAGGAUUAGUCACCCACCAUCCCGAAAACCGUGCGUCUGGAGAUUUCAAGACCAAAUUCUUGAAUAAGCUCCAUCAAAAGCAUGGAGAAACCUUCAAUUUUGAGCAAAGCAUAGAUGUUAGGCGAGCACAUGAUUGCCUCAUGACCAUAAAAAAGGUCAUAGAUUCGUCGCCAACUGAUGAUAUUACCCCCGAGCUUUUGCUUGACAGACUAUCGCGUGUUCGACUCUUUGGUUUGAGUGGGGUAAUACAAUUUGAGAAAGGUCAGCUGACAGGUCAAUCCAAAUUUCGAAUUGUAAGUGUCAAUGGAAAUGAAACUAGAGAGCUUCAGCUUUGGUCUCCCAACUUCGGCUUUUCGAGGAGCUUUCCAAAGAAACAAAGUCAAAGAACAAGUGCUUUUGCAAAUUCAGACACAUCGAAGACCGAUAGAAGAUACAGCCCGCGAAUGGUGAUUGGAAUUCCUCGUACAACUCCCUUUGGUAAAUUCGUGAAGGAGGAAAUAGACGACGCAACCGGGAAUGCAAUGUACGUCGGCUUUUGCAUAGACAUUUUCGAGAAGGCGCGUCCUCAUGGCUUGAAUUACACAUUUUCACCUCAUGAAGGAGCGUAUGAGGACUUGGUUGACAAAGUUCAUGACAAGACCUACGACGCUGCGGUUGGUGAUAUAACUAUUCUAGCUAAUCGCUCGCAGUACGUCGAGUUCACACAACCAUAUAUAGAAUCGGAGCUUUCAAUGAUAGUUCCGGCAAAACCAGACUCCGACAGGGCAUUGAUCUUCAUGAAGCCUUUCACUCCAACCAUGUGGGCUGCUUCUGGAGGCAUCCUUAUAUACACAAUGUUGGUAGUUUGGUUCCUCGAACAUCCGACGAAUCCGGAGUUCAGAGGCUCUCGGACUAAUCAGCUCUCGACCGCUCUGUGGUUCACUUUCUCAUCUCUCUUCUUUGCUCACAGGGAGAGAAUCAACCACAACUUCACGCGGAUCGUAUUGGUGAUUUGGUUCAUCGUCGCAUUGAUCUCAACGCAGAGUUACACAGCCAGCCUCACUACAAUGCUCACUCUCCAAAAUCUUCAACCGACUGUGACCACCAUGGAAAGGCUAAGAAUUUCCAAAGCAAGAGUGGGUUGCGACGCCGUCUCUUUCGUUUGCGACUAUCUGAAUAAAAAAUUGAACUUCUCGAAGGACGUUGUCAUCGGUCUAAGGAACAGCUCAGGCUAUGGAGAUCAACUCGCAAGCGGUAACAUUGCUGCUCUCUUUCUGGAAUACCCAUAUGAGAGAGCUUUCCUCGCUAAGUAUUGCUAUGGAUAUGUUGUCACUCACGAGAACUACAGAUUCGGCGGAUUUGGCUUUGUGUUCCCGAAGGGCUCUCCGCUGGCCGCGAAGUUCUCCGAGGCAAUCUUGAAGCUUUCGGAGAGCGGCGAGAUGAAAAGGCUGGAGGACAAGUGGUUUCCUCGCGAGUGCACGAUGAGGAACAGCACAGGCAAUGCGCCGAGGCUGGGGCUCGACAGCUUCUGGGCGCUCUACGGUUUCACUAUCGCCACUUCCACUGGUUGUUUGCUGUUGGCGUGUCUCUGCGCUCGGAGGAGUCGUCAGGUUCACGAAGAAGGAAGCGAUAGCCACGGCACGAGUCAGGAUAUGAGUACUUCAUAA
Messenger RNA from Rhodamnia argentea, 2553 nucleotides. RefSeq names its product glutamate receptor 2.9-like. Gene Ontology annotation, molecular function: glutamate-gated receptor activity. The transcript has 5 exons. The record is from RefSeq and is a predicted model, not a curated record. Gene Ontology annotation, cellular component: plasma membrane. Lineage: Eukaryota; Viridiplantae; Streptophyta; Magnoliopsida; Myrtales; Myrtaceae. Bases 1 to 2553 code for a protein of 850 amino acids.